AUGGAGUAUUUGUCAAGAGAAGAUCGUCUAAAACUGAAAUAUCCAGAUUAUUGGGAUCGAGAUCCUAGCGUCUGGGGAGACAUAAACGAUUGGGAUUCUUACUGGGUUAUGCAACCACAACUCGUGGCAGUUAAUAGAUGCAACUCCCACUCAUCUUUAUCAGAAGAGUUGAUUAACCUAAAGAAUAUAUUCGAUACCAUGAGUCCAGCUUAUAAGAAAAAAGAUGACAUUCAGAAUGUCAAGAUUUGGGAGAAUGCAGAUCAACUUGUUUCAUUAAAGAUAGAUUCUAAUAUAAUUGACUUGAAAUUGGAAAUUGAUAAGGCAAAGGGAUUUAAAGUAGCGCAACGAGGAUUGCAGGAAUAUUCUGAUGCAGAAUUUAAUAUUAUGCGAAAUGGUAUGUUUAGCUCAAGUUAUUUACCACUACAAAUAACAGAAAAUAACAAAAUUCAAGCCACUUCUGUAUCGUGGGUGCCAGAAAGUCAAAACUAUCAUGAAGUGCAAAAAAGAUCCAACUGUAAUGAACUAUUAGAUGAUAACAACGAUAUUAUAACCAACGGUAUGGAUAAUUGUUUGCAAAAGGCAGUGGAGUCUAUGGUUGGAAAAGUGGAAAGUGACAGAUUGAAAGUAGAUGAUGUUGAUUUGGAAGAAGCUUUUGAAAAAUACCGUGAUGAAUGUGAAAAUGAAUUUGAUUUAUGCAAUAGCGACAUUAUGGAUUUGAGACCCACUUCACGAUUGGCAAAGAUUAUUCCUGAAGCGACGUGGGAGAAAUUUAUCUUGGAUACAUAUCCUAAUCAUAAAAUAUCAGAAAAAUGGGAAAAUUCAAUACGAGAUUUCUUCAAGCCAAAAGAUACUCUAACCGAGUGGGAGAAAGCCUGGCGUGGAAUUUUCAACACAAGAAAAAAUAUUGAAGAUCUGGUGAUAAAAGAUAUAUUACAUAAUAUACUCUCCCCAUAUAUCGAAGCUUUUAAAGCACCGUUUAACAUACUGAAAUCUGGUGACUUGGAGGAAAAACAAUAUAACUCACAAUUUAUAAAUCCCAUUUUAAAAAAUACACUCAAGGCUAUUUGUGACUUGGAUUGGAGAAUCCUCGAGGUUCCAAUCAGAAGUAGCAAAUAUAGACGUAACUUUAAUAUCAACCCAUUUAUUGAUAAAAUUUUGAGCGCAAAGCGUGCGGAUGGCUUGGCUCGCCUGUGGCAAAGCCAGGAAGAAAUAUUUGUGUAUGAACAGACAGGAUCGCCGGAUGUUGAUGAUAUUACUGAUUUUUACGUCCACGAUUAUAGGUUGGUUCGAACUAUGCGCGAUGUGCUGAAUCAACGAAUAAUUCUUCGGCUAAACAAUGGUAUAAAAGAUUACAAUAACUUGGCGAGUUUUGGGGCUUUUGGUCAUCGUGAUGAAGUGUCUCUGUUUUGGUGCACGAUACACCCAAAAUCGUAUUGUUUACGUGAAUACGCAAGUUUUCAUAUACCCACAACAUGGCAAGAUCUUCCCGUCUUAUCUGAAGCAAUAAUUUCAUGUCUGAAAUUUUUUUCCUUCAUGAAAGACAACAUCAAAAAAAUCGAAUCACGUACCGAACAAAAAAUGAAAUUACUUUCCAAGCGAAAGGUUCAUACGGUAAUACCAAAUCCACCAACUCCUGAUAGAACAAAAAAGCAAAAUAAUCAAUCAAAAAAACAAAAGAAAUGA
Molecule: messenger RNA, 1683 nt
Organism: Entrophospora candida
Lineage: Eukaryota; Fungi; Glomeromycota; Glomeromycetes; Entrophosporales; Entrophosporaceae
Source: the annotation of a GenBank genome assembly